AUGAUUCAACUCAAGAAUGCAGUUUCUAAAGGUCGACCCACGAUUAGGUUUGCUGAACCUAUUAGUACAUGUAACGACGUAAAGUAUUCAGAUGAGAGAAUAUCACACCCUACAUCGGUGUCACUGCAACUGCUGCUACAGCAUCCUCGACUGACGACAUCCAGCGAAACAAGUUUUACACCAAUAGAAAGGAAAAUGACCAACCAACUAGAUUUAAAACAUUAUCAGCGUGCAUUAUUUCAAAAUUAUCUACAACCGCUUAGUGUAUCGAGCCUUAAGUCUUUUCAUGAUCGACUACCCUACGACGCAGAUGCAGCAAUAUCGAAUUGGAAGCGACAGACGUCAAAUAAUCUACAUGACCAACUAAGUUCGUUUAAGGAACAAAAACCAUACUUUGACAGUAUGAUGAAAUACUUGAUUCGAAUAACCCCGCCACAUUUGAAAAACGUACAGAGCAAAAUAUAUCUCGAGCAUUUGUUGGCAACAGAACAAAUGAAUAGACGACAAAGACUACGCAUGGACAACUUCCACGAGAUUCCGCAGUUGCCAAACCCAUUGACCAAGGAAAACUUUGAAGAGUAUAUUUACAACUUGACGCAUACUAAACAUCAUUAUAGAAACUCAUCGAGUCUACAGUCAGGGAUCAUACCUCAAAUUCUACUAAAUACGCAUAGCAUCACCAAUAAUGAGCUUAAACCGUUUCGCUCUGCAACAACAUUCAAUUAUUUGAUUAAAUUUUUUGGCUGUGAUAAGAACCAGAGUUUGUUUGCUAGAGACCUUGUUUUGAUUAUGAAUGAGGAUGGGCACCACUUGAAUUACCAAACAAUUGAGCUUAUGCUUAAGAUUUGUGUUAAACACUCGCGAAUCAGAUCCAACACCAAUACUUUCCAGCUCGUGCUCAAGUAUUUAAGACUUGCGGAGUCCUUGGGUAUACAUGUGAAUCUAAACACCUGGACAACUAUCUAUGAUACAAUACGCAACCGACGACUCAAGGAGCGUUUUUGGCAAAUAGUGAAAGAGGAGAAGAUUCCCAUCACAAAGGGUUUACAGAUGCGCGUUUUAGAUGACUAUAUGGAUACUACUCAAGUUACAGAUAAAGUUAUUAAAUUUCUUGAGCAUGACUUGAAGAUUAUAGAUUGGAGAAAUGAUGAUUUGACGAGGCAUAAACUCAUUGAGCACAAAUCAAGAUAUGGGCAAGAGCCUGAAUUAAGUAGUAGGAGCAUCAACAUCAACAGCAUUAACAGCAGUACUCGUGGACUUGAUGAUUAUGUUUAUGCGCUAAAGUUUCAUUUCAGUGGGUUGAAAAAGAAUAAAACUUUGAAAUAUAGGUCAAAGUUUAUGUUUGAAGAGUAUUGCAAGUACUUGUUAAAAAGCAGUUUAGACUCAAACAUUGCUCCUCCAAGGCUUUUGAAAAUCUAUACCAUGAUGAUUCAGAGUGCAAUUGAUGACUUUACAGAUGUACGGAAUAUCCCACCUUUAUUAUUUUUAAUCAGAGGCUUGAUCCAUGAUGCAACAAUGUACCUUAAUCUUCCCAAGAACUCGGUAUCUUUAUCCUGUGAUAAUGUUUCUAAAAUGAUACCUGAAAAUUACAAAAUAUUGGCACGUGAAACAAGGAACCGGCUAUUGCGUUUACAAGCCACAGUUGAGUUUCUCAAUAGUAACCUUGGUAAAUCUUUGCCAUUGCCCUUGCCAUUGCCGUGGCAAGAAUUUACUUUAGAGGAGCAGAUAAAAUGGCAGAAGUUGAAAAUGGCAAAUACGAAUCUGAGAUGGAGUCAAUUUGUUGAAGAUCAAACCACUUUUUUGCCUGAAAAUGAAAUCAAAUAUGUGAUGAAUGGGAUUCGUGCUAGGUUUAAUAGAUCAAGAGAUAAGCAGAGAUUAGCGAGGUUGAAUGCUAGCAACGAAUCAGAGUUUUUAAAACAAAAACUUUUGAAAAGGAAAUUGUUGGAAGAGUGA
Molecule: messenger RNA, 1953 nt
Organism: Lodderomyces elongisporus
Lineage: Eukaryota; Fungi; Ascomycota; Pichiomycetes; Serinales; Debaryomycetaceae
Gene: AEP3
Exons: 1
Coding region: 1-1953 (650 amino acids)
Source: RefSeq, a predicted model, not a curated record